Molecule: messenger RNA, 4626 nt
Organism: Carcharodon carcharias (great white shark)
Lineage: Eukaryota; Metazoa; Chordata; Chondrichthyes; Lamniformes; Lamnidae
Gene: dnajc10
Product: DnaJ (Hsp40) homolog, subfamily C, member 10
Exons: 23
Coding region: 384-2798 (804 amino acids)
Source: RefSeq, a predicted model, not a curated record
UGGAGCUUCCCCGGCCGCCACCACGUGGCGCUCAAUGGCCCUCUUGUGUCACUGGCCCAUUGUCUGCGUAUCCUGGAAAUGGGUCCGGUCCGGGCAGGGGGUGGAGUCUGGCGGCGGUUUCGAGUGCGUCGGGUAGAUGAGUCCGGAGCAGCCGAGUUGUGGUUGAAACGCGAUCCGAGGUGGAAGUAGACCGGCCGGUUGUUUUUUUAUCUGCAGGUUGUUAUUUGGAAGAUAACAUGAAAACCUGGAGCAGAAAAUUGACUCAAGAAUAAGGAUACUUGUAAAUGAGGAUCAAGAACCAUGCUGGCAAUUUAACUGUAUGCACACAGUGCUAUAAUUAUACAACGGACACACUCAAAGUUGAUUGAAAUUCUGUUCUACAAAUGGAGCAUUUUUAUCUUGAUUUUCCCGCUUCUUGCAAGCGUAAACAGUCCUCAAACAAAAUAGUUUUAUGUCUUUUUAUUAUAAUGUGUGUAUCAGUUCUAGUUUGCACUGAUGAAGAUUACUAUAAAUUACUUGGAUUGCCAAAAAGUGCAACUAAUCGACAGAUAAGGCAAGCCUUUAAGAAACUUGCACUCACAAUGCAUCCUGAUAAAAAUCCGAAUAAUGCAGAAGCACAUGACAACUUUUUGAAAAUAAAUAGAGCUUAUGAAGUUUUAAAAGAUGAGGACCUUCGAAAAAAGUAUGAUAAAUAUGGUGAGAAAGGCCUUCAGGAUCACCAGGGUGGUCAGUACGAAAGCUGGAAUUUCUAUCGUUAUGACUUUGGAAUUUAUGAUGAUGAUGUUGAAAUUAUAACAUUGGAUAAAGGAGACUUUGAUGCUGCAAUUACCUCUGGAGAAUUGUGGUUUGUAAACUUCUACUUCCCUCGUUGUUCACACUGCCAUGAUCUAGCUCCUACGUGGAGAGAAUUUGCCAAAGAGAUGGAUGGAGUAAUCCGCAUAGGAGCGGUCAAUUGUGGGGAUAACCGGAUGUUAUGUCGUUCCAAAGGAAUUACCAGUUACCCAAGUCUUUACAUCUUUAAAGCAGGAGGGAGCCCAGUGAAAUAUCUUGGAGAGCGAUCAAAGGAGGAACUUGUCCAAUUUGCUAUGAAGUAUGUCACAACCCAGGUGACAGAAUUAUGGGCAGGAAAUUUUGCAACUGCAUUCAAUACAGCAUACACUUCUGGAAUUGGAUGGCUGGUCACUUUCUGUGCCGAAACUGGAGAUUGCUUGUCUUCACGGACACAGCUUAAGUUAGCUGGAAGGCUGGAAGGACUUGUUUAUGUGGGCUGGAUGGAUUGCACAACUCAGGCUGAACUUUGCACAGAUUUAGAGAUAACCUCCAGUAUGACAAUUUAUUUUCCACCUGGUUCUACCAUAAAACAGAAAGGUGGGAUAUUGUUUCUCAAGAGCCUGGAUACUAGAGAAAUUUAUAUUGAAGUUAUGCAGUAUUUACCAAACCUGGAAAAGCUCACUGAACAUUCAUUCCAGAGCAAGUUAGCCCACCAUCGCUGGCUGGUUUUCUUUAAGUUUGGUGACACAACAGAGUCUGGUGAUUAUGAGUUUAAAAAGACUAAGGUUCUUCUACAAAGUGACAAUAUCCAGGUUGGAACUUUUGACUGCCAUGUUGGAUCACACAUCUGCAAGAGCCUCUAUAUUUACCAGCCUUGUGUUGUAAUAUUCAAAGGCAGUGGAACACAUGCCUUUGAAAUACAUCAUGGUAAGAAGGUUCUCUAUGACAUAGUGUCGUUUGCCAGAGAGAGCAUCAAUGCACCCGUUGUCACAUUGAGUCCGAAGAACUUUCCAAAGAAAGAAAGGGAACCUUGGCUUGUGGAUUUUUUUGCACCAUGGUGUCCUCCCUGUCGUGCACUUUUGCCUGAACUGCGUAAAGCUUCCAAACAAUUGGUUGGUCAACUUAAGUUUGGAACGUUGGAUUGUACAAUCCAUGAGAGUUUGUGUAACACACAUGGUAUCCAAGCUUAUCCAACAACAUUGAUAUUCAACCAAUCCAAUGUCCAUGAAUAUGAAGGCCAUCAUACAGCUGAUGAACUUUUGGAGUUUAUUCAGGAUCUCAUAAACCCCUCGGUAGUUGCACUGACACCGGACAACUUUGAAGGUUUAGUUAGAAGGAGAGCACAAGAUGAAAUUUGGAUGGUGGAUUUCUAUGCUCCGUGGUGUGGCCCUUGCCAAGCUUUAAUGCCAGAAUGGAAGAGAAUGGCCAGGAUGCUGAAUGGAACAGUCAACGUAGGCAGCAUGGACUGUCAGAAGUACUACUCUAUGUGUCAGAAAGAGCAUGUGCAGGCAUACCCAGAGAUCCGACUCUAUCCACUGAAUACUAAUAAUGCUUACAAGUACCAUAGCUAUUCUGGUUGGUCCAGGAAUGCGGAGUCACUUGGGUCUUGGGCAUUGGGAUUUCUUCCACAAACCUCUAUAGAAUUAACACCAGAAGACUUUACAAACAAAGUACUAAAAGGAAAGGACCACUGGGUGAUUGAUUUCUAUGCACCUUGGUGUGGCCCUUGCCAGAACUUUGCUCCAGAGUUUGAACUUCUAGCUAAGUCAAUCAAAGGUGAAGUAAAAGCAGGAAAGAUGGACUGUCAGAAUAACCCACAUACUUGCCAAACAGCUGGCAUCCGAGCUUACCCUACAGUCAAAUUCUAUCCAUUCCAAGGAAAAAAGAAGAAAAAUGCUGCAGGAGAAUAUAUAAAUAGUAGAGAGGCCAAAGUGAUAUCGCAGUUGCUGAGAAAGCGGUUAGAGGAACUUCAACCAAAGUUAGAAGACACGUUUUCAGCUAAAAAGGUAAUUAAGGAUGAACUAUAAAAUUGAUGCACAUUGCUUUCCAGAGGCCGCACACUCAACUGGAAAUCAGCAAUAACAUCAGCAACUAUAAUCCGAAAUAUAUGAAGCAAAUAAUAAAUUCUAACAACAAACUGUAUUCCAUUUUGGUUAUGGAAUAUGAAAUAAAACUCAUUCUAUAAACUAGGUUAUUCACCUUUAAGUAAAAUUAGAUGAACAACGGUAGAAUGAUGUGCACAAGUAAAUUCCUCUCUGGCAAGCUGGUGAAGGUUUCCAUGAUAACUCCAUAUUUUUGAAAUUUUAUGUAUAAUGGUAUUUUUGACAUCUAUUGGCCUGCUAUCUCAGAUUAACAUAUUUCUGAAGAGUCUGUUUUGAACAUUUAGUAUUUCCACUCUGAGAAGCAUCACUCCAGUUAACGUCGUAAAUGAAUUGGGAAAUUUAAACUUCUCACUUCCAGCUCUCUCUGCUGUAAUUUGUUUUGCUGACAGUAGCAAGUUGAAAGGAUCACUGGUAAUAUUAUGCACUGAUGAUAUAAAUUAUGUGGAUAAGAUUGCUUUGUAUGCAAAGGAAGUUUGACUUGUGCAUGAGUUCUAAAACAAGAAGCGUGGGCUCUGAUAUACAGUAAAGUGACCUGGGAUGCCCUUUCAUUGUUUUGGAGCAUACCAGAUUUUUCAGCUUUUAGGAGAAUGAAUAAAAUAGUUAUGAGUUUUAAAUAUUGCACGUUAGUGCAUAAUUUUGCUGAUGCUAGUGAAAGCCAAUUAAAUUUGUACCAGUUUUCUUUAUGUACUGCAGGUUUUGUUGAAUUGUAUCCAGUAUAUGGUUUACUUAUUUAAUGUUUUUGAAAUAACUUUACUCUAAGGCCUGAGCAAAAUUAGUGAACACUCCUUACAAAUUGAACAACCAAUGCAUUUGUAACUGUGGCCAUUUCCAAUAAAUUCAAGGUAUAUUUUGUUGCAAUGUAUUGUCUGUAUAUAUAUUCUAGUUAAUCUGACCCAACAUUUGACAUUUGAAAGUCAACUAAUGCAUAAUGUUGUAUAAUAAUGAAUUUUAAUUGUAAGGGUACUGCAGCAUUGGACUUUCUGACAUGGUUUUAAGACUCGUGUAGUGAAAGAGGACAGUGAUUCUUGAAUUGAACUCUUAUUUCUUGCUGUGCAGGAAAAUCUCUCCUAACAAAGAAAUGUUCUUGGCUUUUGUGGUACUUAAUGAUCUCCAUGAAAAAAUGUAGAUUUCAGUGUUUUUCAUUCUUCAAAAUGAGGUGUUGUCAAUCUUUGGAAAUUUGAUGCAUUUCAAUAGAAAACUGAUAAAGCAAUUCAAAAAAUAAACCUGGGUGUUUAUUUUGAUGUAUUGCAGCUGUACUUCAGGGAAAAGUCACUGAUAUUUUAUAUUGGGCAAAAACUGACCUUAAUGAACUUUUAACUAUUUUGUGAAUUACUUCAUAAGUGUCCAGUGCAAUUUUUUGUCUUACUUUUUGGUUUUGGUCUUGUUUAAUUGACAUGCUGAAUAAGCAAUUUUUCCUAACUGAAAGUUUACACAUGCCUUAAAUCACUUCAGUAUAGUGUUAGUUAGCCCUUGCAGGAUUCAAGUCAACCAAAUUAAAUUAUCCUACAUUUUAACUUUUUAUACUUUUAGAUGCAUUCUUUAUGUCACAAUAGUGCUAAAAAUAGCUAUAAAAACAACCAAAAGGAAACUCCAGUGAAAAUUCUAGUUUUUGUUCCAGGGAGUAUACAAACUCUAUCCAUUCAUACACAAAUUCAGAAAGAAUAAUACUGGAAAAGUUACGGUUUUUUAUGUAAUUGUUGCAUUUGCGGUGGUUUCUAUAAUUGUUAUAGUUUAAUAAAAUUGAAGUAUGGUU